Messenger RNA from Striga asiatica, 387 nucleotides. The record is from the annotation of a GenBank genome assembly. NCBI's taxonomy places the organism in Eukaryota, Viridiplantae, Streptophyta, Magnoliopsida, Lamiales, Orobanchaceae.
AUGACCCGAUUCAUGUUGAUAUUCCUCUCGACAAUGUUGGUACUUUUGGGUCCUAAUGAAGCCACCUCCAUGACUGGCGGCUGGCGGCCGGUCAACAACUUGAAAGAUCCGGUGUUGGUCGGUGUUGCAAAACGUGCAUUAACACAGCACAAUGAAGACGCAAAUACAACUUUGAGUUUGGUCGGUGUAAUAAAGGGUGAGCAACACAAGGAAUAUAUCAAAGACAUGACCACCAGCUACAGGUUGAUUCUGUCCGUCAACAACGGUAGAAUUUUUGGUGCGGAUGUGUCGGAUGAAUUUAUUAAGCUUCCCACAAAACAUCACGUUACGAGAAUCAAUUCCUUUGUAGAAAUAUUUGACCAUCAAGGAUACACGACAUUUCCCUAA